AUGUCAUCUGAAAAGAAAGUGCUUGUUACCGGCGCGUCCGGAUUUGUCGCAACACACAUAGUUGAAGCCUUCCUUAAUGCCGGUUACAGAGUCCGCGGCACCGUUCGAUGCGAGCAGACAGCCGACCUUGUCCGCCAGACCUUUCCCGAGUAUGCGUCGAAGCUGGAGUUGUCCAUAGUACAGGAUAUCGCGAAGCCUUCCGCAUUCAGUGAAGCGGUUCGGGGGUGUCGACGGGGUAGUCCAUACCGCAGGCCCCUUCAAGAUAGACGUGGAGGACAAUGA
This is a messenger RNA of Monascus purpureus, 282 nucleotides long. NCBI's taxonomy places the organism in Eukaryota, Fungi, Ascomycota, Eurotiomycetes, Eurotiales, Aspergillaceae. The record is from the annotation of a GenBank genome assembly.